Messenger RNA from Sinocyclocheilus grahami, 1282 nucleotides. Its product is annotated as protein lunapark-A. The transcript has 12 exons. The coding region runs from base 167 to 1207 and encodes 346 amino acids. Gene Ontology annotation, cellular component: endoplasmic reticulum tubular network. The record is from RefSeq and is a predicted model, not a curated record. Lineage: Eukaryota; Metazoa; Chordata; Actinopteri; Cypriniformes; Cyprinidae. Gene Ontology annotation, biological process: endoplasmic reticulum tubular network organization.
AGGAGGACCGUCCGUGUCGCACUGCGAUGACGUAGGCUGUGGAAGUAGCGGAAUAAUAACGCGAGUCUCUUCUGGAUAAUAUCUUAUAUUCAGGGGUGUCUGGCUUUGGUGUGGAGUAGCAAGAGUAACAGAACCCAGGCUUCGAGAGAAGGACUGCCCUCACAAGAUGGGGGCUGUGGUGUCUCGGUGGAGGGCAAAGCCAACCACUGUAGAGGUCUUGGAGGGCCUUGAUAAGGAUGUCCAGGCCCUUGAGGAAUACAGAGAGAAGAACCAGAAGCAGCUGAAGUUAUGGGUUUACAGACUGCUGUUGUACUCAGCCCUGCUGUACUUGAUAGCCUGUACAGUCGUCUAUGUGUGGUACAUCCCAGAGCGGAUGAUAGGAAAAUUAAUAGUGGCGUCACCAUUCUUGCUAUUUCCUCUGUUAGUUUGGCUGCUGAGGAAACUGCUGAUUGUGUUAUACAACAGACGAACGGAGAGAAACGAUGAAAAAUUAGAAGAGCUGAAAGCAGAGAAGAAGAAAAUACUUGAGCAGGUAAUGGAAACUGAAACCUACAAAAAUGCCAAGCUGAUUCUGGAACGGUUUGACCCUGACUCUAAGAAAAAGCUUGAGAUAGAGGCUCAACCCAUUGGCCCACCUGCGACUCCAAGACAAGGCCAAGAGCUGCGUCAGCGGCAUGUGACCCCUCGUCCUACUGGACGUCCUCCACCCGUUCCUGCCCCCUCGGCCCCCCCCACUCCACUUUCUGCCCCGGGAGGGCCACCUGAAAAAGGUCUGUCUACAUCAACCCCACAUGGUCUGAUCCGGAGGCCUGGAACCCCGGCUGGCACGCCUGGCCCAGCGAUGGGAAUGCACCCUCCAGGUCCUCCGCUGGCCAGACCCGUCUUCCCCAGAGAGCGAGGUGCCAUGGACAGGGUCAUUGAGUACCUAGUGGGUGAUGGACCUCAGAACAGAUACGCUCUGAUAUGCCAGCAGUGUUCGUCUCAUAAUGGCAUGGCUUUAAAGGAGGAGUUUGAAUAUAUUGCAUUCAGAUGUGCCUACUGUUAUUUUCUGAACCCGGCCCAGAAGACACGUCCCCAGGCCCCGCAUCUCCCAGAAUUCGCUGCAGAAACCAAGAUGAGCCAAGACCCCCCUGCUGUUGCCAUGGAGACAGACCUGUCUAGCUGUCCACCUGCCCCAGGUACCAGAUCUCCACCAGAGUUCAUCUGAGCAGCAGGAGGAGAUGAUGGUUAGAUGCUCCUGAUAUUCUGAGGACUCGUGCGUGGUAUUAAAGGAUGAUUUUUG